Pleurotus ostreatus (oyster mushroom) is the source of this 1263-nucleotide messenger RNA. RefSeq lists its product as uncharacterized. Bases 1 to 1263 code for a protein of 420 amino acids. The record is from RefSeq and is a predicted model, not a curated record. Lineage: Eukaryota; Fungi; Basidiomycota; Agaricomycetes; Agaricales; Pleurotaceae. The transcript is spliced from 5 exons.
AUGCCGCUCUCAGACCACACCCUGCACCCCCUCGUCGCGCAGACUUUUCGCUUUUCGUUUUUCCAAGACCAUCAGUUCCACACCACCGCGACGCGCUAUGUCCCCAAACGCCGCCGCGACCAGAAUAAGAAUAUCGACGGUGCUGUCCAGUACAACAUCAUCUUCAGCAACGGUAUAUCUUUAGCUCAGGAAACUGCCAUCCCCGUAAUCAAAGAGCUAUACCGCCUGACCGCCGACAGCGAAGCAGUGAGCAUCCGCUCAGCAUGGGUCGUAGAGCGGCCCAACCACGGCGACGCCGCCCAAAUGAACGAAGAAGUACUGAGACACUACGUCGAAAAUCAUGUACGUGGCCAGGUCCCCCGCCUUCCGCCUGAUCGAUGGGCUGAACAGGCUGCUGCAGUCCCGGGGCGGAUACCCGGCGCGGCCAUCCGCGCGUUCUUGGCGUCCAACAUCCUCCAGCCAGAGGAGCGCGAGAACCUCGUCGGGGUCGCGCAUUCUGGCGGAGGCGGCUCUUUGAUCAACGCUCUGGGGCCGUCGAAGCAGCACUUGCCGCUGUGCGCGCUCAUCCUCGUCGAAUCGCCCCAUAUCGAACACGCAGCUUGGGGCCCCCUCUUGCAGCUGUACGACGCUGUGAGGCGGUCGAACUCGCGGCGCCCGACCCGCUGGGCCAGCGCGGAGCACGCCAUGGCGUGGUUCAAGACUCAUGUCCCGUGGAAGAACUUCCAUCCAGACGUGCUGCACAUCAUCUCCGAGACGUAUUUCAGGCCGGAUCCCGCGCUUCCCGGGACGGUCACGACCAAGACCCCCGUUGAGCAGGAGACUGCGUGUUUCCUGGACGAUGGCACCAACCUCAACGAGCUGCCGUAUCUCAGGAGCAUCAUGCACCUCCUCCCAACGCACCUCAUCCUCGGCGACGCUAUGGACAUCUGGCCGAAGCCCAUCUACACGAUGAUAUCCGAGAAUAUCGAAGCGGACCGCGCAAAGUUGGCCUCUGUGACGACUAUCGCUGGAGCUGGGCACUACGUGGGUGAUCUAAUAUCCACUCCUCAGAAUCAGAAACAACGAACUAAUAACGACGAACUAAUAACGACGAUGCUGCUAUGUUCCUCAUCUGCGACAGCUGCCCGUCGAGAAACCCAGAGAGUUGGCCAGCGCGAUAUUCGGGAUCCUGUGCACCCGGGCGCAGGCUUUGUCUUUGUCUUCGCGUUCCCGUUUAUGAUUAUGAUGGGCUUCUUGAUACGCGAUCGUAGACGCCAAAUAUAA